UGCAAAAAUGGCAAUUUAAUGACGAUUAUCUAGAUAGAAAUCACGUCAGCUUAUAUAAGUAAACUAGUUAGCUCAAAGUUAUCAGUUGAAAAAGAAUUGUGACCUUUGACGAUGGCCGAAGUUAAAGUUAAUAUUUCUGAGAAUGAACAAACACCUACACCAAGAAACUUUUUCGGUGUUAGACACUUUCAGAGUGUUUUGUUGUUCUUCACUCUUUUAGUGGCCUUCGCAAUACGUACUACUCCGUCAGUCGCUAUUAUCUCGAUGACUGAAAAAAAUCCCCCGGAUCCGAGCAUACCAACUUACCCAGAAUGGGAUGACACAGAUAUCAUCUUGUCCUCAUUUUUCUGGGGGUACAUACUAACCCAACUCGGUGCCGGCCAACUCAGUGAAUACUUCGGACCCAAGUGGUUCCUCGUUGGUACCAUGACCAUCGGCUCCCUCUUCCACAUAGUCAUACCACCAAUGGCGGCCACUUUUGGUUCCGUCGGAGUGAUGAUUUGCAGAAUGAUCCAAGGCUUAACCCAAGGCUUCCUAUACCCUUGCAUUAGCAAUCUCCUCAGUCGAUGGACACCGCUUUUUGAGAGAUCUCGAAUUUCGAAUUUUGUGUAUGGGGCUGCUAAUGUAGGCAUUGCGAUUUCUAUGCCAUUAACUGGGGCUAUAUGUGGUUCGAAAAGUGGUUGGCCUCUGUCGUUUUACGUCUGCGGAAGCAUCGGGAUUGCUUGGGCCAUAAUUUUUGCGAUAUUUGCCGAAAAUUCACCCUCUCAACACAAAAGAAUAUCACCGGAAGAAAGAGAGUACAUUGAGAGCAGCACUUCUAUUACUGAAACCAAGAAGAAAAUACCAACACCGUGGUUGUCCAUUUUGAGGUCUGUACCAGUAUGGGCGGUCUUUGUGGCUGGGAUUGCCCAGUGUUGGGGAGGUUUUACUCUUCUCACUGAGAUACCCAGUUAUAUGGACAGCAUUAUGCAUUUUGAUAUCAAUUCGAAUAGUCAGUUAUCUGCUCUACCCUACGUAGCUAUGUUUCUAACGGGACUAGUAGUGUCGCCACUCUUUGAUACUCUCGUUGCUAACAAUACCAUCAGUAUUACCGUUGCACGAAAAAUUUCCAAUACUCUAGCGUCGGUACUACCAGCUGCUGCUUUAACAUAUUUAGCGUUCUUGGAGGACUUUGAACCCAAUUUGGUCAACGCGUUGUUGAUUAUUGCAGUUGGUACUGCCGCGUUCCAGCAGUCAGGUUAUAUGCUCAACACUAUAGAUCUCACUCCGAACCACGCUGGUACUCUUUUCGGUUUAAUCAAUGGGAUUAACAAUAUAUUCUCACUUUUGGCACCCUUAACAGUCGGACUUCUUGGAAGCGAUAAGUCGGACCCGAUUUUGUGGAGGAAGGUUUUUCUACUUUCUGCUGGAAUUUAUAUAGCAUGCGGACUUUUCUAUGUGAUUUUCACUUCUGCGGAGGUCCAGCCGUGGAAUGAUCUAGAGAAAGAACAAGAGAAAACUGAGAAAAAGUGA
This is a messenger RNA of Zophobas morio, 1512 nucleotides long. RefSeq names its product putative inorganic phosphate cotransporter. Gene Ontology annotation, cellular component: membrane. NCBI's taxonomy places the organism in Eukaryota, Metazoa, Arthropoda, Insecta, Coleoptera, Tenebrionidae. Gene Ontology annotation, molecular function: transmembrane transporter activity. Gene Ontology annotation, biological process: transmembrane transport; monoatomic anion transport. The transcript has 6 exons. The record is from RefSeq and is a predicted model, not a curated record. The coding region runs from base 112 to 1512 and encodes 466 amino acids.